Penicillium chermesinum is the source of this 351-nucleotide messenger RNA. RefSeq lists its product as uncharacterized. NCBI's taxonomy places the organism in Eukaryota, Fungi, Ascomycota, Eurotiomycetes, Eurotiales, Aspergillaceae. The record is from RefSeq and is a predicted model, not a curated record. Bases 1 to 351 code for a protein of 116 amino acids. The transcript has a single exon.
AUGACGUCCAAAAUCUCCAAGUCUGCAUUUCAAGGGUUGGCAAACAAAAUACGCGAAAGUGCAGACUCCCUCAAGACUCUCCAGUUUGCCGAUAACGCGACUUCGAAGACUGCUGUCAAAACGAAAGACCUCCGCUUCGAUGUCCACCGGAAUACCCAAGAUGCGACAAUGGCUACCGGCAUAAUACAAGCAAACAGUCAGGCAACCGAUAAUACUGUCAAAGCAUUCAUUAAGGGCAAAACCGGAGGCCACAGUGGCACGCAUCAGGUAAUCGGAGAGAAAAUACGUUUUGGUUUGGGAGACAAAUUCAAUGCCGAGGAGGUUGCGACGGCAGUUGAAAAGACAAAGUAG